AUGCCGGCCAGCUGGGAGGCAGGCGAUGCCGGAGCGGCAGCCUCGUACCUCUCGACCUCUUCCCAGACCCACGUAGAACCCCCCGAGCGCCUGUCCAGCUCGAAUCACAAGUUCCAGAAUAAGGCCGUCUCGACAGACGGCGACGGCGACGGCGACUGCGAACAACAUGACGGCAACGGCCGUCGUCCGUCGCAGUCCUACGAUCUCGAGGCGGCGGCGGCCGCUCCGUGGUCCGGAUCUCCCGAUGGGCAGACCCAACAGCAGGCCUCGUCCUCGGCCCACAGCCGAGCUACUCGCCAGCGCCCUCGCUCUCGCACCAACGACGGCCACGGUUCCGGAGGCGGUGCGGCGCCGCCCGAAUGCGUUCAGGACUGCAUCGACGGCAUCGAGUCUUGCACUGCCAUCAUUGUCCGCUUCAACGAGCGCCUCGAAGUCAGCCGGACCCAGGCCGAGAUCAAGCGGGAGCAGGAUGGCGACUCCAUCUUCGUACGCAAGCUGCUCAUUCCCAUCGUCUUCUUCAUCCUCUCGUGGAUCUUUGCCAUGUACAUCUGGAGGCUCUGCGCCCCCAUGAUCCGGCAGACGACGGCAGGCCAGGUGCUCGGACCGAGGGGCACCGGCAUCGGGCUUCUCGCCGCCUUUGUGCCGCUCUGGCUCAUGACCAUCUGGUCGUACGUCAAGGUCGUCGCCACGCCGCCGGGCCACGCCAAGGACUACGUACCGACCUCGGACCCCCCGCCACCAUUGACUGGGCCCGAUCAUCCUGGCUCGACGCCCUACCGUCCGCCAUAUCCGGAUCAUAGCCAGCAGGCGGCAGCUCCGCGGCUCCCUGCCCUCCCCAGCACAGCUUCUGAGCCCAUCGACAUCCGACCCUCGAUGUCGCAGUCCGUCUACCUCUCGGCCGAUGGCCACGAGCCGUCCGACGCCGGCCACGCCCGCCCGUACCCAUCGGUGCUCGCGGAGCGGGACGACUUCUACGCGGUCCGCGGCGCAUCCACCGAGAGCAUGCGCGUACUUCCCGGAUCGCUUUCAGCGGAUGCGGAACUCGAAGCUGGGCCUAGCAUGGACGCCCAAGCUGCUAGGGACUCGGCUGAACCUGUCGCAACGGGGGAAGGGGCUCGGGAGGAGAGCGAACUGCCUGAAGCCGGCGUCGCAGGAGCGCUGGGAGGCGUCGGAGCGGCCGCCCUCGGAGCUAGCGCAGGCGCACAGGAAGAGAGCGAGCAACAUCAGCAGGCCGAGCUCGCUGCUUCGCCGGCAGGACCGCCGUUCCCACAGCAAAAGUGGAACGGCCCAGUGGAGCCCAGCCGCCAGCCGCAAAACAGCCCACCACCACUCUCGGCACAGUCUCUCUACUGCCACCGCUGCCGCAUCGUCAAGCCGCCACGCACGCACCACUGCAAAAAGUGCAACGCCUGCGUCCUCAAGAUGGACCACCACUGCCCCUGGGUCGGCGGCUGCGUCGGGGCGCAGAACCAAAAAUUCUUCUUCGUCUUCGUGUUUUGGGUCACGCUGCUCGAAGUCUACGUGCUGGUCUCGACCGCUUUCCACUUCCACCGCGGCGUGCAGUCGCUGCGCAACGGCGGGUCGGGCUGGAGCGUCGACGGCUACCUCAUCUCGGUGCUCGCCCUCUCGGCCAUGUUCACGCUCUUCACCUCGGCGCUGCUCUUCACCCACAUCUUCCUCACCUCGCACAACCUCACCACCAUCGAGCACCUCGGCGUCAACCGGGUCAAGGGCCGCGAAGAGGUGCUCAUGGACCGCUGGUUCGGCUACCAGUCCAGCCUGUCUUCGCCCAGUGGCGAUGGAAGCGCUCAGCAGAAGAAGCGCAAGCGGAGCGGCGGGCUAGGUGGCCUGCACCUCAAGGAGAAGAAGGACAUGAAGAAGCGGUGGAACCAUCUCUGGGGCAGCUGGACAACGACGGGCAACAUUUGGUGGAUCGGUGGGCGUGACGAGCUCGGCAUGGCGGUCGCCAGGCCAGACGAGCAGGGCAAUGGCGCCACCGUCGCUCGGCAGGAAGCAGCCGUCCCGUCUCCUCAACAUGGCAGCGAUGGCGAGAGCGGGGCCGAUGCAGAGAAGCAGCACGCCCGGCGAAUGAGCUUCCAGAAGCGGUGGAGCCCACAACAUGCGGAGCGGACGAGGGUGAAGGGCAAGGGUGCCUGGAAGGUCAACAUGGAGCUGGCGCUAGGGCCCAGCAUGUGGACUUGGCUACUCCCCGUCGGGAGAGCACCAGCUUCAGGGCUCGAGUUCCCCAUCAACCCGCGCUUCGGUGCGCAAGGCACCCACCGCCAGAGGCACGACUGGCCUGAAGAGCUCCGAUAG
Messenger RNA from Pseudozyma flocculosa PF-1, 2316 nucleotides. RefSeq lists its product as uncharacterized. The record is from RefSeq and is a predicted model, not a curated record. Gene Ontology annotation, biological process: protein targeting to membrane; peptidyl-L-cysteine S-palmitoylation. NCBI's taxonomy places the organism in Eukaryota, Fungi, Basidiomycota, Ustilaginomycetes, Ustilaginales, Ustilaginaceae. The transcript has 2 exons. Gene Ontology annotation, cellular component: Golgi apparatus; endoplasmic reticulum. The coding region runs from base 1 to 2316 and encodes 771 amino acids. Gene Ontology annotation, molecular function: protein-cysteine S-palmitoyltransferase activity.